AUGCAGCUUAAACCUGCAGUGAGAAAGCAAUCCAUGUGGUUUAGAGAUGAGUUCAGAUUGUUGCAAGAUUCACUUUUAAAAGUUGAAUCAGCAGAAGAGAGUGAAGAAAAAUUAGCAUGGGUAGAAGAAUUUUGGGAUGUCUGCCGCUCAGCUGAGAAUGCUAUCGGCCUUUUCACGGACAAGCAACAUCUGAAGAAAGGUUCUCAACAUUUCAAAAGCUUGCUCUGGACUCCCCAUAAAUUCAUGUCGCAACGUAAGUUUAUCCAGCAGCUGGAUCGACUAAAAUCUAAGGUUGCUGAUCUUUCUGCUAAUGUAUUGGGUGUUGUAAGUAAAGUUAUAAAAAUUGAACAGGGAACUUAUGUUUUCAAUCGAAAAACUUGGAAGAGAGACAGCAAAAGAUUUCUACCACCAAAUGCUCUUCAGGCUAUGCAAGUUGACUUCGACGAGGAUGUAAAUGUGCUAGAUGAAGAUAUAGAACCAAGUUCUGAAUCAUCUUCUGAUACCACUACUGUUGCUCCUGUUGAUCAAGCUGAAGGUGGCGUUGAUGAGGAAGGUGUGGAUCCAAAUGCAGGGGCAAGUGCUGCACAAGUUGGCUUUGAUGAGGAUGCAGAUGCAAUUACCGCACAGCUGUUAAAACCAGAUCUUCGCUGCCUCACUGUCUCAAUAGUUGGUAUUAAAGGAAUUGGAAAAAAAAGUCUUGCAAGACUAAUUUUUCACAGUCGGGCUAUUGUACAUCAUUUCCCUCAUCGUAUUUGGAUGUCUUAUGAAGACAUGAUAGGAUUUAUGAAUCAAUAUUACGAUUCAUAUAUCCGACAAUACACAUCUUUGAACAUUCAGAAAAAUCGUGCUGCAGAAGAAGAGAUUACGGGUGCUAAUGUUCCAUGUGGGAAUAAUAUUAUGGCACAGAUGGUUGAUUCUUUAUUUGGGAGUAAUAAGUCUCUCAUUGUCCUUGAUGGUUCAAAUGCAAGUAGCUUCUGGCAAAGAAUCAAGAGAGAAGUCCGAGAUAAAUCAAAUGGCAGUAGAAUAAUUUUGACACUCAACCACCUAUCAGAAGCUCCAACGGUCACUGAAACUGAUUUCACUUACAGACUCCAUCUUCGGAGUGAAGAAGAGAGCUGGGAUUUGUUCACAGAUGUUGUAAAGGUAAAUAUCCCUACAGAGCUAGAAGUGAAUUUAAAGAAAGUCAUUUUAAGAAAAUGUGGAGGAUUGCCAAAGUUGAUCAUCAAAUUGGGUCAACUAUUGUCACGAACAGUUGCAACUCCUGAUGAGUGGUUGAGGCUGCUCAACGGCAUGAACCAAGACGAAGAUCCCUGGUUGGAAAUUAUAACAGAAAUCAACAAGACUUUGCCUUUGCAUUUGAGGAGAUGCCUUUUCUACUUUGGAUUGUUUCCGGCGGACUAUAAGGUCCCUGCAAGAAUAUUGGUUGCUUUGUGGACUGCAGAGGGUUUAGGACGGCAACCAGAUGAUGAAAAUUCAUUUGAACUUACUGCAGAGGCGUGCUUGAGAGAGUUGAUCAAUUGCAAUAUGGUUCAAGUAACAAAGAAGAAACUUGGAGGGAAGGUUAAAACAUGUUGCCUACCCGAGGCGCUGCGAGUACACUGGUUCUCAAAAGCCCAAAAAGCUACUUUUCUACAUAAUCACUUAGAGAGUAGUAAUACUACUAGCAGCCUCAGCUUUCCUGCAGCGCGACGUCUUGCUGAUCAUCUUAAUCCAAAUGAUGCCAUCUUUGAUCAUAUCCAUGGUAACAGCACUUCUAUAUUCCCUUGCUAUAAAAAUGCUGUCUCAUUUUUGUCCUUUGACACUCGAGAAGGAAGCAGAGCUGGCGAAGAUAUGGAGAACUUUCUUGAUCGUUGCAUCUCGAGUGGUAGCUUCCUCUUUUUGUGGGUUUUGGAUCUUGAAAAUGUGUACAGGCCAAAACUGCCAAAGUUAGUUGGUAAACUCACUCGGUUGAAGUACCUCGGUCUGAGGUCAACUUACCUGGAGAUACUUCCUAUAUUCAUCGACAAAUUGUUGAACCUGCAAACGCUAGAUUUGAAGCGAACUUGCAUAAGUAAUCUCCCUAGUUCAAUCUGGAAGAUGCAAAAGCUAAGACAUUUGUUCCUGGAUGACAAUUUUCGCAGCAUGUUUGUUCCUCAACAUGAAGAUGACAUCACCCUUCAGGAUCUUCAAACACUUCGAGGCGUACUUAUAGAUGAGAAUAGUCCAGUGAGAGAUGGUAUGGAUACAUUGUUAAGUAUACGAAAGCUGGGUGUGAAGUCCAAAAUUUCAGUGCCAUCUCAAAAGGAUGCAAUGACCUCACAACUAAAAGCUGUGGCUAAUUGGGUUAUGAAUCUGAAAUGCCUUCAGUCUUUGAGAUUGAAAUCAUACGACGAAACCGGUCAGCCUUGGGAUAUUCACUUAGGGUCUUUAUUAGACCACACUGAUCUCUCUGAUGUAUACUUGGUCGGAAAAUUACAGAAUCAACAGUUGUUGUCCAAGUUUCCGAUAAACCUAAUAGAACUUACGUUGUCAGGAUCUGAACUAGCAGAGGAUGAUCCAAUGCAAAUACUAGACAAGCUUCCCAACCUGAGAAUUCUGAGAUUAUUAGCGAGAUCGUUUGUCGGAAAGAAAAUGAUGUGCAGUUAUGGAGGAUUUCCGAAGCUUGAAAUCCUAAACCUCUGGGAGCUGAACUUUCUGGAGGAUUGGAUUGUGGAGGAAGGAGCAUUGAGCAGUUUAAAAGAGUUGGAGAUGAGACAUUGUGUGAAUUUGAGAAGUCUUCCCGAUGGACUGCAGCUUGUUACGAGCCUUCGUGAAGUAAAAUUAAGCAAAAUGAUGGAGCUGUCAACGAGGCUUGAAGAUAGAAUUGGUGAGGAUUGGACUAGAAUAUCUCAUGUGCGGAAUGUCUGCAUACAAAAUUGAUCAAACAUGUAAUAUAUAAGCUUUUACUUUUUUUUCCCCUGAUGAAAUGCUUGUUUGCUAUUGUAUUUGGUGAUUUUGUUGUUGCUGCUGUUGUAAUUUUCAAUAUAAUUUUCUUUUAGGUAUUCUUUCAAUAAAGAAAACUGCAAUUUUGAAGC
Messenger RNA from Mercurialis annua (annual mercury), 3053 nucleotides. Its product is annotated as probable disease resistance RPP8-like protein 2. Lineage: Eukaryota; Viridiplantae; Streptophyta; Magnoliopsida; Malpighiales; Euphorbiaceae. The coding region runs from base 1 to 2898 and encodes 965 amino acids. Gene Ontology annotation, biological process: defense response to other organism. Gene Ontology annotation, molecular function: ADP binding. The record is from RefSeq and is a predicted model, not a curated record. The transcript has a single exon.